CCUCUCUUUCUGCCUUAAGCAAAUCCGAAUUGCAAAAUGUGAAACCAGACCUAAGGGGGAUUCGUUGUUGCACCUUCGAGGUGGAGUGAGAUGCAGGCGCCGGCAGAGAUGAGUAGCGGCGCUCCAUUCCUUCCCAUAGAAAUCAUCUCCGACGUUCUCAAGCGACUUCCGGCGAAAUCCCUAAUCCGAUUCCAAAGUGUGUGCAAUCUCUGGAAGAAUCUCAUCAAGAGCCCAUCUUUCAUUGCCAGCCACCUCGAUCACUCCAACCGAGAAUAUCCCUCUCUUAUUUCCAUGGGACAGAACAGGGUCUCCAAUACCUCGAGUCUAUAUUUUCUCGACCGCGACAUGCAACUCCGCCAAGUUCAGAACGAUCCUUUUCUCGAUUCGUUAGGGUUCGCCAGUAUCGUCGGCUCCUGCAACGGCCUGCUCUGUAUUCAGACCGAGCCGCUUGGUACUUUACUGUCGCUUUACUUGUACAAUCCUGCAACUAGAGAGCUUAGUGUGGUGCCUAGAAGCAGAACAAUCAUGGAUUUCUGUCGUUUUCGUAUUUUGGGCUUUGCAUUCAGUCCAACUAUCAACGACUACAAAAUUGUCAUAACCUAUAUGAGGCAGGGUGAUGUGGAAUAUGAAUUUGAAGUUUAUUCACUUACCACAGAUUCAUGGAAGAAAAUAGAAAAUCCUGGCUUGGGCAGAAGCAUUCUCUCUUAUGGUCUUACCUCUAAUGCGUCUAUGUUUUGGUUUGCAACAAAAAAUAGUUUGACAUCUCCUACUUGUGUCAUAGCUUCAUUUGAUAUAGCAACGGACGGGUUCAGAUUGAUACCACAGCCUCCUUUACCCAUCAGAGAAGAUGCUAGUCGCAAGUUGACGAUGUAUGAGAACAGGCUUGCCGUAUUUCAUUAUUCUAGGGCUUCAAACGCAGGAAAUACUUUAAUUGAUUUGUGGGUAUUUGAGGAAGGCGUUGCUGGUUCUUGGAGUAAGAUACUGACUUGUGGCCCUUAUCCGCCCAUUGUAAAACCACAUACUUUUUGGAGGAACCAGAUUGUCUGUAACGUUUAUGCUGGAUAUUCAGUAGAGGGGAACUAUAAGAUUGCUGCUAAUGGUAGUUUUUUGCUUGAUCCCGCUUCUAAUGAAGUCAAGGUCCGUUUUGCGGGCAGAAAUGAGAUUCUUUAUGAUGUCUUUAGCUAUGUUGAAAGCCUUGUACUCAUUAGCAACAUCCACUCUGAAAAGCAUUGAUUUUAAAGGGUUUUUUCCACUGCUCUAAACUCAUCAAGUACUUGGACGAUUUGUGGGUGAUUGAGGCAAGCAUGGGUGCCUCUUGGAGUAUAUUUCUUUCAAAAGGUGGAGCAUAGUGAUACCGGCAUUGGGCACAAUCCUCCGUCUCCAUCUUUUUCUUCUGCCGCAACCUCUUCUCCAAGAAAUAAAACUUUUCUCUUAUUUACUUCUAGUAUGCAACAUCGUAUUGGCUACAAGAACAUUAUAAUAGGUUUUGGCUUUUAAGAUCAGGAGCUGUUUGAACCUUUGUUUGGGUUGCAAUUGCUAUGAUGCAUAUGUAUGAAUGUGGAUGAUGGAUUUUUUGGAUUUAUUAUUUAUUCUGAGACCUAGUUAUGAGAUGCAUUAAAAUGUUCGAGUAUUCUCGAUUGUGAUCAUUGACUGUAAUCAUGUUAUUGAUAGCAGAUGCACUUGCUAGUUGUACAUAAAU
This is a messenger RNA of Cuscuta europaea, 1699 nucleotides long. The record is from the annotation of a GenBank genome assembly. Lineage: Eukaryota; Viridiplantae; Streptophyta; Magnoliopsida; Solanales; Convolvulaceae.